AUGCCUGAGACAGAUAGGCAGAAUCUUCGUAGAUCCCUAGCUCCAGAGGUGGGAUCUUUGGUCGCAUUGGCGUGUGCCCUCAAGAUCAAAGAUGGUCUGGACGAUGCCUUGGAAUUCUUCCAUGAAUAUUUCUGGCUGACGAGGAGUUUCGCUCCACCUCCCACGAAUCCAUCAGAGAUCGACAUCAGAGGACUUCCAAAGGACACGUACCUAUCCAUGAAAACAGCCCUCGUUGAAUCGUUGGGGAUUGCAAAAUUUGCUCUCAUCGUCGGGGGUUGUGCUGCGUUUCUUGGCGCGUGGGGACUCCUUACCGUGUGCGUGGAAUCCAAACGCCUCUUCCACUUCUACACCAUCGGAGCUUCAGUCCUCAUCCUCUUACAAAUGACAACAUCUGGCUGUGUUUUGUACGACUCCAUCGGUCUACAGAGGCAGUCCAACGAGGUGCUGGAAGAGUUGGAGUCUACGAAUCAAUGCGACGGUGCCAUGUAUCGGAGCUGCGCCCCACAUCGGAACUUUUGCAAAGCUGUCAUCUCAAAAAUAGUCGAUUUACAGGCGAUUCUUGGAGGAUUCCUCCUUGCUUGGGUCUUUCUUGAAGUGAGUUCGGUCCGAAAGGACGUUCCGUUCUGAUGUUCCCCUAGUAUUAUUAUUAUGGAAUUUCGAGGUCGUGACCAACUUUCUAUCAUUUCAGUACGCACUGUUGAUUAUGGCCGUGAGACGCGAAAGAAAUCUCGGAAUCUUGUGGAAAGACGAGAUGAAGGGACGGCGUUUCUAUCCUUAUAAAGAUCACCCAAACGUGAAUCUAGCAGGAAACGGGCAACGACACGCAAAUCUCUCUGACGAUGAAAAGUCAGAAGACAGUAGUGACUGGUACCUCCCUCAUCCUGCGUCUGCACGCAGGAACAGGACCGUUCAGCCGAUCCAAGAAAUCUUAGCCGGUGAAACUUGCGAAAUUGCGGAUGAAGCCGAAGGGAAAGUUCAGGUUUCCGUCGAAGAAGAAAAAGCCCUUCUCGGAAGAGAAGAGAGGUCUGCAAGAGGGUCUUCAGAUCUUUCUGACUGCCUUUCAAUUUUUCACACUCCUCUGGCCUCCAGCUGUGAUUCCAUUUCAAAUUCUUCCUUCAAAACGCCUUUCGAUGUCAUUAUAUAGUUAUCUCCCUGUGAUGCGAUGGAACCCUUGGAAAUGAACGUUUAAUGCAUAAACGUUUUGUUGAACGCAUGUUGUUGUUUUAUGCUCUGCUUCUGAUGAAGUCUAUUGAGCAAUGAAAUUUUCCGACCUGUCUGUUUAGAGGCC
Darwinula stevensoni is the source of this 1288-nucleotide messenger RNA. Lineage: Eukaryota; Metazoa; Arthropoda; Ostracoda; Podocopida; Darwinulidae. The record is from the annotation of a GenBank genome assembly.